AUGACUUGCAUGGUAAGCGGGAACCUGAACACAGUUUCUGGUUUGGUCGUGUCUGCAUAUUCUAGCCAAUACAGCACCGACGACCCAGUGGCUGUCUCCGUGCUGUAUGCAUCUGGAAACCCGAAAUCCAAGCUUCCGACAUUGUUCGUGGAACGCGUCGCCGAUGCUUAUUCCAUGUCGAUCAUGGUUUCAUUGGGAGCAUUCGUCGACAGCUGUACUCAGAUUCUGUUGCAGAAGCUGCAAUUUUUCGCAAGAAACGGCAUCGCCAUAGAUGUACCUCAUUGGACCCAGUGUUAUGCCUUUGAUGUCAUUGAAAAGUUGACUUUCGGCGACCGAUUCGGAUUUCUGGAUGAGGGCAAGGACAUCCAAGGUAUCAUGGCAAGUCUGCACCAGUAUCUCGGCUACGCCGCGCGGGUGGGCGUCUACAGCGAGUGGCAUAAGUGGGCGUACUUGGUAUACCAGAGAUUCUCAUCAAAGGCUGCCGGCAUAGCGCAUGUGGCGGUCUUCGCUCUGCAGAGAAUUGACAAGCGCCUUCGAAGCGAGGCGAGCGGGAAGACCCAGAGGGAAAGGGACCAGCAGAGACGAUAUAUUGCCGUUUGUGUUGCAAAUGUCGGAGCUGGCUCAGAUACGACGUCGAUCAGCCUCAACGCCGUCCUGUAUUGUCUUUGCAAGAAUCCACCAAUGGUGCAAAAGUUAAGAGAUGAAAUCACAACGAAGAGAGCACAAGGCGAACUUUCAGAGCCAGUCGCUUUUCAGCAAGGUCAAAGUAUGCCUUAUCUACAAACCGUGAUCAAAAAAGGCUUGCGAAUGCGUCCUGCUGCAGGUUAUCCUUUGAUGAGGGUGGUACCCAGAGAGGGAGCGACCAUUGCAGGGCACACAUUUCCCCCGGGGGGCCAUGCAAUUCUUGGUAUCAACCCCUGGGUGGCUCAUGCGAACCAGGCUGUUUUUGGCGAAGAUGCCUGCAACUUCCUCGUGAAACGGCGGGAAGCUUAUUUUCUGACUUUUGGAGCAGGAUCCCGGACAUGCAUCGGCAAAAACAUCAGUUUCAUGGAAAUGACCAAGGAAGUUCCGGAGGUCAUCGAGGAGUUUGACCUUGAGCUCGAACCGCCAACAUGUACCUGGAAGACGGCGAAUGUAUGGUUUGUGAAGCAGACGGAUUUUCGGUGUCGAAUUCGAAGAUGCGCGCAGUCGACUCAUCUCGGUCGACAAUGA
Molecule: messenger RNA, 1212 nt
Organism: Exophiala viscosa
Lineage: Eukaryota; Fungi; Ascomycota; Eurotiomycetes; Chaetothyriales; Herpotrichiellaceae
Product: cytochrome P450
Exons: 9
Coding region: 1-1212 (403 amino acids)
Molecular function (GO): oxidoreductase activity, acting on paired donors, with incorporation or reduction of molecular oxygen; iron ion binding; heme binding
Source: RefSeq, a predicted model, not a curated record